CUAGGUUUUCGAAACAUGAAUCCUUCACUCCUCCUGACCGCCCUUUGCUUGGGAAUAGCCUCGGCUGCUCCAACACUUGAUCACAGCGUAGACGCGCAGUGGAACCAGUGGAAGGCAGCACACGGGAAACUCUAUAACGAGAGUGAAGAAGGAUGGAGGAGAGCGGUGUGGGAGAAGAAUAUGAAAGUGAUCGAACUGCACAAUUGGGAGUACAGCCAAGGGAGACGUAACUUCACCAUGGCGAUGAAUGCCUUUGGCGACAUGACCAGUGAGGAAUUCAGGCAGGUGAUGAAUGGUUUUCAAAACCAGAAGCACAAGAAGGGGGAAAUGUUCCAAGAACCGGCCUUAGCUGAGAUCCCCCCAUCAGUGGAUUGGAGAAAGGAAGGCUGUGUAACUCCUGUGAAGGACCAGGGUGUGUGUGGUUCUUGUUGGGCUUUUAGUGCAACUGGUGCCCUUGAAGGACAGAUGUUCCGGAAAACUGGCAAACUGGUCUCACUGAGUGAGCAGAACCUGGUGGACUGCUCUCGCGCUCAGGGCAAUAAGGGCUGCAGGGGUGGCCUCAUGGAUAAUGCCUUCCAGUACGUCAAGGACAACAAAGGCCUGGACACAGAGGAAUCCUAUCCGUAUUCUGGAACGGUAAAACACGAUGACACUUGUAAAUACAAGCCUGAGUUUUCUGCUGCCAAUGACACUGGUUUUGUGGACAUCCAUAAGAACGAGAGGUCCCUUAUGAAAGCAGUGGCAAGUGUAGGGCCCAUUUCUGUUGCUCUGGAUGCAAGCCUUGAGUCCUUCCAGUUCUAUGAAAAAGGCAUUUAUUAUGAUCCGGAUUGCAGCAGCGAGGACCUGAAUCAUGGUGUUCUGGUGGUUGGCUAUGGCUUUGAAGGAGUAGAAAUGGAUAACAAUAAAUACUGGAUUGUCAAGAACAGCUGGGGUACAAAGUGGGGCAUGGAUGGCUACAUAAAGAUGGCCAAGGAUCUGGACAACCACUGUGGGAUCGCCUCCCUGGCCUCCAUGGCCAGCUAUCCUAUUGUGUGA
Messenger RNA from Myotis lucifugus (little brown bat), 1035 nucleotides. Its product is annotated as cathepsin L1-like. The transcript is spliced from 7 exons. Gene Ontology annotation, biological process: immune response. Gene Ontology annotation, molecular function: cysteine-type endopeptidase activity. Lineage: Eukaryota; Metazoa; Chordata; Mammalia; Chiroptera; Vespertilionidae. The record is from RefSeq and is a predicted model, not a curated record. Gene Ontology annotation, cellular component: lysosome. Bases 16 to 1035 code for a protein of 339 amino acids.